This is a messenger RNA of Leptosomus discolor (cuckoo roller), 979 nucleotides long. RefSeq names its product brain derived neurotrophic factor (gene BDNF). Gene Ontology annotation, biological process: cell surface receptor protein tyrosine kinase signaling pathway; modulation of chemical synaptic transmission; positive regulation of peptidyl-serine phosphorylation. Gene Ontology annotation, cellular component: axon; synaptic vesicle; dendrite. The record is from RefSeq and is a predicted model, not a curated record. Gene Ontology annotation, molecular function: growth factor activity; nerve growth factor receptor binding. Lineage: Eukaryota; Metazoa; Chordata; Aves; Leptosomiformes; Leptosomidae.
ACCAAGUGAGAAGAGUGAUGACCAUCCUUUUCCUUACUAUGGUUAUCUCAUACUUCAGUUGCAUGAAAGCUGCCCCGAUGAAGGAAGCUAGUGUAAGAGGACAAGGCAGCUUGGCUUACCCAGGUCUUCGGACCCACGGGACUCUUGAGAGCCUAAAUGGGCCCAGUGCUGGUUCAAGAGGACUGACAUCGCUGGCGGACACUUUUGAACACGUCAUAGAGGAGCUUCUGGAUGAGGACCAGGACAUCCAGCCCAGCGAGGAAAACAAGGAUGCAGACUUGUACACAUCCCGAGUCAUGCUAAGCAGUCAAGUGCCUUUGGAACCCCCACUGCUCUUUCUGCUCGAGGAGUACAAAAACUACUUGGAUGCUGCAAACAUGUCCAUGAGGGUCCGGCGCCACUCUGACCCAGCUCGCCGCGGGGAACUGAGCGUGUGUGACAGCACGAGCGAGUGGGUGACAGCGGCGGAGAAAAAGACUGCAGUGGACAUGUCUGGGGCGACCGUCACAGUCCUGGAAAAAGUCCCAGUACCCAAAGGCCAACUGAAGCAAUACUUCUAUGAGACCAAAUGCAACCCCAAGGGGUACACAAAGGAGGGCUGCAGGGGCAUAGACAAGAGGCACUGGAACUCCCAGUGCCGAACUACCCAGUCUUACGUGAGAGCUCUCACCAUGGAUAGUAAAAAGAGAGUUGGCUGGCGCUUUAUAAGGAUAGACACUUCCUGUGUAUGUACAUUAACCAUUAAAAGGGGAAGAUAGUGGAUUUGUGUUGUAUAGAUUAUAUUGAGACAAAAUUAUCUAUUUGUAUAUAUACAUAACAGGGUAAAUUAUUCGGUAAAAAAAAUAAUUUUAUGGACUGCAUGUAUAACUGAAGUUUAUACAGUACAGUGGUUCCACAAUCUAUUUAUUGAACAUAUCCAUGACCUGAAGGGGAACAAGUCAUUUGCGCACAAGUUUAAAAAAAAAAAAAAAAAGAAAAA